This is a messenger RNA of Gekko japonicus, 717 nucleotides long. RefSeq names its product kazal-type serine protease inhibitor domain-containing protein 1-like. The transcript has 3 exons. The record is from RefSeq and is a predicted model, not a curated record. Lineage: Eukaryota; Metazoa; Chordata; Lepidosauria; Squamata; Gekkonidae. Gene Ontology annotation, molecular function: insulin-like growth factor binding. The annotation marks the transcript as partial. Gene Ontology annotation, biological process: regulation of signal transduction; regulation of cell growth. Gene Ontology annotation, cellular component: extracellular region.
AUGAAACCUCUGCUGGUUCCAGCCGUCUUGGUCGCUCUGAUGCAACUUUCUCAGAGCUUCUCCGUCUGGUACCACAGAGGCUGGUUGCGACUGCUCAGAGAAGGGGACAGCUGUGGCAACUGCGAGCCAGAACGGUGCGCCGUGCCGACAAACUGCCGCGCCGGAACGGUGUUAGACUCUUGUGGGUGCUGUCCUGAGUGUGCAAACUCAGAAGGACAAAUCUGUGACUUGGAUGCGAGGAGUAAUUUCUACGGCCACUGCGGAGACAACCUGGAGUGCCAGCUGGAUGUUGAGGACAUUAAAUCUGGAGAAAUCCCUGAGCCUCAGUGCGUGUGCACAUCUCAGGAAAGUGUUUGUGGACCUGAAGGGAAGACCUAUGAGAAUAUCUGCCAGUUCCAUGAAGCUUAUGCAGAGAAGGGGGCCAACGAGAGCAUAAAACACAAAGGACCCUGCGAAUCAGCUCCUGUUAUUUCUUUGCCACCUCGAGAUACCCAGAAUUUCACAGGAAAUGAUGUCAUUUUUGGCUGCGAGGUGUCUGCCUUUCCCAUGCCACACCUUGAGUGGAAGAAGAAAGGAAACCAAAUGUUUUUGCCAGGAGACGACGCUCAUAUUUCCAUCCAGGCAAGAGGUGGGCCCCGAAAAUACAGCAUAACUGGGUGGUUACAAAUUCAAGGAAUCAAGAAGUCAGACCAAGGCAUCUACAUAUGUCAAACAAAA